This is a messenger RNA of Rhagoletis zephyria (snowberry fruit fly), 1893 nucleotides long. Lineage: Eukaryota; Metazoa; Arthropoda; Insecta; Diptera; Tephritidae. The record is from RefSeq and is a predicted model, not a curated record.
AUGGACACGGCUAAAGAGGCUGAACCGAUUUCAGUAGAGUUUGCAAAAAAUGAGGAUGACAGCAAACCAAAGAUUGACCACUUCGAAAAAGGAUAUGCGCCCAUCAAGGCAGAGUUCAUCGUCAAAGGUGCCGCACCCAUAGAGUACGACGAAAAGUACCUCACAAAAACCGAGCACAAUGGCAGUGAUAAAGCGGCUCCAAAGAGCACUGAAGAGCAGGCUGACAGCGGCGAAAAGAAGCGCCCCAAUGAGGAGAACGCGGCGGAAGAUAAUACUAGCAAAGAUGAUGGUCACCAGAAGAAGCGGAUAAAGGGACAGAACAAACACCGCCGCAACGUCAUGUUCAAGGAGAAAAAGGCCAAGGCGGACCCUGACCGGAUGCGAAUGUGCGUCUCCUUCUGCCGCGACGGCGUCUGCAGUUACGGCGAGCGCUGCACUCUCUCCCACGAUGUGGACGCCUUCUUGGCCCAGCGGGAGCCGGACCUGGGCCCGGUCUGCCACAACUUCACCGCCCUGGGCAAGUGCAACUACGGCGUCCUCUGCCGCUUCGGCUCCGCCCACCUCAAGGACGGCAAGGUGAACGUCGUGGAUGAGGCAAAGGUGGCCGCACAGCCGCCCACCGGACAGGCGAUCAACUUCCUCUCCGGUGACACCAAGUUUCAGCUGCAGAGAAAGCGCUACGACUUCAGCCUGGCCAACGAGGCCGCCAAAGCGGUCACCAGCGGAAAGCUGACGCUGGUAGAGGCCCGAAUGACGCCUCGAGCAAGGCCUCUGAAAAAUGGCCGCAUUGACUUUGCCGGCAAGCUCUACCUGGCGCCGCUGACCACCGUGGGCAACCUGCCCUUCCGGCGCAUCUGCAAGGAGUACGGCGCCGACAUCACCUGCGGAGAGAUGGCCCUCUCCACCAGCCUCCUCGAGGGCAAUCCCUCGGAGUGGGCGCUGCUGCGGCGGCAUCACACCGAAGACCUCUUUGGCGUCCAAAUAUGUGGCGCCCACGCCGACCAGCUGGCCCGCGCGGCGCAGCUCAUCACCGAGCACUGCUCCGUCGACUUCAUCGACCUAAACAUGGGCUGCCCCAUUGACCUGGUCUUCCGCAAGGGCGCCGGCUCGGCGCUGAUGGACCGUCGCAAGCGCCUCGAGGAGAUCAUCUACUCGGUGGGCGCCGUCACCGACGUCCCGCUCACGCUGAAGAUGCGCACCGGCGUCUACGAGCGCAAGGCGAUCGCCCGGAACGUCAUCAGUGCCGUCCGCGAGUGGUCCGACGCUUCGGACCGCAUCGGCCUGAUCACCAUUCACGGGCGCUCACGGGAGCAGCGCUACACCAAAAACGCCGACUGGACGUACAUUAGCGAGUGCGUCGAGGAGGCGAAAAGACUGAUCGAAGAUGAAAAUGGUCAAUCUCGCCCCUCGAUCCCCGUCUUCGGCUCCGGUGACGUGCUCUCCCACGAGGACUACUACCACCGAAUGGAGUCGACGCCCGGCCUGGCCGGCGUCAUGAUCGCCCGCGGCGCCCUCAUCAAGCCCUGGCUCUUCACGGAGAUCAAGGAGCGCCGCACCUGGGACAUCGCCGCCUCCGAGCGCCUUGACCUGUUUCGAAAGUACACCAACUACGGCCUGGAAAACUGGGGCAGCGACUCGGCAGGCGUGGAGAAGACACGCCGCUUUCUCCUCGAGUGGCUCUCCUUUGCACAUCGCUACAUUCCGGUGGGCCUGUUGGAGCGCCUGCCGCAGCGCAUCAACGACCGCCCGCCCCGUUUCGUCGGCCGCAGCGACCUGGAGACGCUGCUGAGCAGUGGCAGCGUCAAGGACUGGAUCGCCAUCUCCGAGAUGUUGCUCGGCCCCGUCCCCGCCGACUUUAGCUUCAUUCCCAAGCACAAAGCUAAUGCAUACUGA